AUGGCUAGACUGCGACACAGGUACAGCACGGGCACGACGUACGGACAACCCCAACCCCAACCAUCUCCCUCAAACGCUAAGCCAGCCCCUCAGGACGCCUUCGCCAUCCUCCUCGCCGCCUACGAUCCCUGCCUCCACCUCCUCGGCAUCAGCACCGUCCACGGCAACGCCUCCCUCGCGCAGACGACCAAUAACACGCUGAGCGUCCUCGCCGCGAUCGGGAGGCCCGACGUGCCCGUCCAUCCUGGGGCCGCGAAGCCGUUCUGCAGGAACGCGGUCCACGCUGCUGAUAUACAUGGCGUUUCCGGUCUCGAUGGCACGACCCUGUUACCGAAGCCUGCGGUAGGGCCCGUUACGAAGCCGAAUGCUGUCUUGGCUAUGCGGCAUAGGUUGAUGGAACAGCCUGAAGGGACUGCGUGGCUGGUGGCUACGGGGACGUUGACGAAUGUGGCAUUAUUGUUUGCUACGUUUCCGGAGCUCGUGGAGCAUCUUAAGGGCUUGAGUGUUAUGGGUGGUGCUAUUGGUGGUGGUUUUACGGAUGCACCUAUGGGACAUGUGAAGGGCGAAGGGGAGAGGUUUGGGAAUUGGACGAGGUGGGCGGAGUUUAACAUCUAUGUGAGCGCUAUCUGCAGUACUUGGAGUUGA
Letharia columbiana is the source of this 645-nucleotide messenger RNA. RefSeq lists its product as uncharacterized. The record is from RefSeq and is a predicted model, not a curated record. Gene Ontology annotation, biological process: purine nucleoside catabolic process. The transcript has 3 exons. Gene Ontology annotation, cellular component: cytosol. The coding region runs from base 1 to 645 and encodes 214 amino acids. Lineage: Eukaryota; Fungi; Ascomycota; Lecanoromycetes; Lecanorales; Parmeliaceae. Gene Ontology annotation, molecular function: purine nucleosidase activity.